UUAAGUCAUUGCUUGUGAUUUUCUGCAAAGUAGAUAUUGUUAAACUGACAACUGAUACCAUUUAUUGUGUUUUGUCAAAUGUUCAUUAUCUGAUAGAAAUGUACGAGUGUCAGUACGUCUUGAAAUCAGUGAUAAUUGUGAGGAUGGCGACCGCCGGGCUAGAGAGGAAAGUAAAGGAUGAUUUCCUGACAUGCUCCAUCUGCUUCGAGAUGUACACAGACCCGUGUACACUGAGGUGUGAUCACACAUUCUGCAGGAAAUGUAUCACCUCAUACAUCGACACCAGACCAGAUGCUGUACAGUCCAAGACCAUCCCCUGUCCCUGCUGUCGACAAAAUACCAAGGUCCCCAACCCCAGUAGGCCGGUGGAGGAGUGGGCGGGGCAGAUCAAAGCCAGCAUUGUGAUACAGGGGCUGAUUGACACCUAUAGGUCCGAGGUAGAUGUGCAAGAGACUUCAAGCACCUGUUGUAUGAUAUGUCAGCAACUAGGGGAGACAACUCCAGGGGCCUUGUGGUGUGCUGAGUGUGAAGUGGUCCUCUGCGACAAAUGUGUGAAGAUACACCAGAUUACCCCUAUUUUAUUGAACCAUGACCUGUGUGACCUGUCAUCUAGGUCAAAGGUCAAAAGGAGGAUCACGUGUACGGAACACAAGAGUAACAGUGUUGAGUUCCACUGUAAAGACUGUCGGAAGGCUGCCUGUCAGACAUGUUGUAUCAUCUACCACAGAGCUUGUAAAACUGUCGUCACCAUUGAGUCUAUGAAGCCAGGGAUGAAGGCAGCACUGAUUGAGAAGAAACUUGGCAUGGAGACGAGACUGAAAGUGAAGUCGAAAAAAGUAGACAUACGAAACGAGAAGCUCAAAAGUAAUUCUAGAAUCACGAAGUCAGCUGUUCAAAAUAUAAGGUUGCUCUGCCAGUCAGCCAUUAACAAGAUUAAACAGAAAGAAACACAACUCUUGGAUGAACUGAAUACCAUAUCACAGACAUACGCCGACCAACUCCAAGCUGAUGUGAAGCUGGAAGAGAACGAGAUGCAGAUGUACAGACAACAUUGUGAGUCCAUUGACCAGGCCUUGGUAUCGGACUGUGAGAUGGACCUGUAUGACGCGUAUCAGGCCUGGGAGUCUGGAGCUGUAGAGAUGGAGGAUGUCAGGGAUACAGAGGCAGCAGACGCCCGGAUAAUAGAUGACAUCAGGUUUAUACCUAACACUUUCAGGGUCCUGGAGACCCUAGAUAAACUGCAGUUUGGGAAAAUUGACGUCACGUACCAGGGCACAUGUCUACUGUCUCCAGUACUGGUUGACACGAUAGAUGGGAGGGUGACGGAUGAUGAGGUGAGCCCUGACUUAAAGUGCAUAACAGUCCUGACUGUAGAUGAUAUACAGACAUGUGUUGUCACUGACUUUUCUAACAACUGCCUGAAAUCUUUGUACACUAGAGACAAUCAUCGAUGCCACAGUAAGCUUCCCCUGGAUGACUCUCCAUAUGGAAUAACACAGUUGAAGCAGAAGCAGGUGAUGGUUGCUUUCCCUCAUUCCAACCAGAUUGUAACAGUAGAGGUGACCCCUGAUCUGGUGCUGCUGUCAACCAUCCUAACUAGCAAUAGUUACUACAGUUUGGCUGUUCUAGACCUUUCAUCUCUAGCAGCAGGUGGCAAGGAUUGUGAUGGUUACGACAUUGUUGAAAUCCUGGACAUGUCUGGACACGUGUUGAGGUCAAUCAAUGCACACAAUGAUGCACCAUGGCACAUGGGUGUCAACAUGAAGGGCAAUCUACUCGUGUCUGACUGGUUGAAGAAGUCUGUGACAUGCCUGACGUUAGAGGGGGAUGUUGUGUGGAGAUACGCGCCUACCGGAGACAGUGUACUCCGAAGCGCUGCUGGUAUCACAACUACCACGAAAGGGGACAUCCUGCUUGUAGAAAGCAGGUUCAAGGUGAUACAGCUGACAGAGACGGGGGAAUUUGUCAGGGAAAUGCUCACGUUAGAAGAUGGCGAUGAAGCACGCAUGUGCGAUGUAUUCUGUGAAAAAUACGGUUUCUUAUUUGUAUGCACAGACACGGAAGUGAAAGAGUACAUCUUUGUCUGACAUAAAACAAAAGAAUGAAAAAGCAGUGGUUUAAGCGUUUGUCAUUGAAUAUCGUGACAUACUGUGCAAGGGGUUAGUCUGGAAUGGCUUGUGUCUUCACCAAGACGUAUAAGCAUGGCUUUGUCAGUGAAUUGCAGACAUGCAAUAUUCAAAGAGGUCGUAUCCAGCAUGAAGUGUAAUAGACCACAUGAUCACCAGGUGAAACACACCAGUAGAUAUAGCUCUUGGGGAGAUUCCUGGGAUGACCUGAGCUCCACAACAACUACUUCAUCUCAACAGUGUGCUGAACCUCAUUGGUUCCUGAAGUAUAAACGUCCUGGGCACAGCUGAAGUGUAAAGAAAUCCCUAAAGGAAAUAUACCUCACUUUUAAAGAAACCCCAUGCAUGAAACCCAGGAGACAUAUAUACACAGACUAAUGUAUGGAUGGACUAGGACCACAGGAACUCUGAAACUGUUGGUCAGUUUUCGGAGUUUCUUCCUCAUAGAAUAUUCAGUAUCAAUAUACACGAUCUUCACCCAAACCUGAUGAUAUAGCUUAUAUUGACUAGUUGAGACAUACCAUAUUCACUUACAGGUCACUUCCAGCAAUUAAAUGGACCGCAUGAUGACUCGGUGAAACACAUCAGUGGUGAUAGUGGUUGUACCUACACUUACACAGGACAAUAUGAUCUUAACAUAGUAUGAUACUGCAUACCACUUAUGGUUAAAAGCCGAGGCAUGUGGUGAAAAGGAAACCUUACGUCUCUGCUCAUGAUCAUGACUUGCGUGAAACGCUAUCAAAAUAGAAAGGUGUAUGGCAUACGAUCCAGUAGUCUGUCUCAGUGUCUGUGAACCACAGUUUGUCCCCUGUUGCUUAGCCCACCCUGAAAUGCCAAAGCCUUAAAUGCACAAGUCUAGAUUUCCUCAGGUCCAGGAUCUCCCACCUCAUCAGUGGUCCUUAUCUAGUUAAUGGACCAAAACCUAUUUACUUCACUUCAUUCAAUCUUGUGCUAGUUUAUCACGAGUAAACCCAAGUAUGGAGAAGAUUGAGGCGCGCAGUGUUAUCAAGUUUUUGCACUUGAAGGGUUGCACUUCUCGACAGAUUCACGAGGAGAUGAAAUCUGUAUAUUGUGAAGAUCUUAUGAAACUGUUGUGAGAUGGAAAAGGGAUUUUCAAACCGGUCAUAUGUCCCUCACAGAUGAGCCAAGAAGAGGACGCCGAUAUCAUUGAGGUCAUUCAAGAGGUGGGGUUGGUUUUCCAUGAAAUCAGGGGUUCUAUUCAGGCGUCUGAACAAGGUCAAGAAAUGUUGGGAGAACUCUGGGCUUUGUAUAUAGAAGUCUUAAGGACAAGAAAUCAAGAUAAAGUUUUUACCCUGAAUACGUCUUGGUGAUAAUUAGAAUUUUUUUAUACCCUCUCGUAACUCAAGCAUGUGCUAUUAGGAUUAAUUGAGCACUGUUCAACGAUUCAUGACAUAUAGGCUAUAGUUUUCAUUUGAAAACAGACAUUAGACAAUGGGAUAGUUACAAUCCAACAGUGGGUUGUUUCGGGGAUAAAGAUUAAAUUUACACUUCAGAGUUUGAUAGUUUAUUUGACCCGGCGUUAAACCGAGGCAAUAUUUUCUUUCUCAAUAUUCGUUCACUUGUCUUCUGUCAAUGUCGAUGUAGAUGGGAAUCGCCUACAGAGUGUAAGGUAUACACGUCAUUAAAUUCCUCCAAGAGCC
This is a messenger RNA of Haliotis rubra (blacklip abalone), 3787 nucleotides long. RefSeq names its product E3 ubiquitin-protein ligase TRIM36-like. Lineage: Eukaryota; Metazoa; Mollusca; Gastropoda; Lepetellida; Haliotidae. Bases 99 to 2087 code for a protein of 662 amino acids. Gene Ontology annotation, molecular function: zinc ion binding; ubiquitin-protein transferase activity. The record is from RefSeq and is a predicted model, not a curated record. Gene Ontology annotation, biological process: positive regulation of DNA-templated transcription. Gene Ontology annotation, cellular component: chromatin; nucleoplasm. The transcript is spliced from 4 exons.